Messenger RNA from Peromyscus eremicus (cactus mouse), 1428 nucleotides. RefSeq names its product transmembrane serine protease 3 (gene Tmprss3). Gene Ontology annotation, cellular component: membrane. Gene Ontology annotation, biological process: acrosome reaction; proteolysis. The record is from RefSeq and is a predicted model, not a curated record. Lineage: Eukaryota; Metazoa; Chordata; Mammalia; Rodentia; Cricetidae. The transcript is spliced from 13 exons. Bases 1 to 1428 code for a protein of 475 amino acids. Gene Ontology annotation, molecular function: protein binding; serine-type endopeptidase activity.
AUGGCGGCUCCAGAAAUAGUGGAGGUGGAGCCGGAAGCCAACAUCAGAGGCCCUGAGAUAGUCACCAUGGGGGAAAAUGAUCCUCCAGCAGCCGAAGCCCCCUUCUCCUUCCGAUCACUCUUUGGCUUGGAUGAUUUGAAAAUAAGUCCUGUGGCACCAGAUGCAGAUGCAGUGGCUGCGCAGAUCUUGUCCCUGCUGCCUUUGAAGUUUUUUCCGAUCAUCGUCAUUGGGAUCAUUGCCUUGAUACUGGCGCUGGCCAUCGGCCUGGGCAUCCACUUUGAUUGCUCUGGAAAGUACAGGUGCCAUUCAUCUUUCAAGUGCAUCGAACUGACCGCUCGGUGCGACGGGGUCUCUGACUGCAAGGACGGGGAGGAUGAGUACCGGUGUGUGCGGGUGAGUGGCCAGAGAGCAGCACUUCAGGUGUUCACCGCCGCCGCCUGGAGGACCGUGUGCUCCGACGACUGGAAAAACCACCAUGCCAAGGUCGCCUGUGGCCAGCUGGGGUUUCCCAGCUAUGUGAGCUCAGACCACCUGAGAGUGGACGCACUGGAGGAGCAGUUCCAGGGCGACUUUGUGUCCAUCAAUCACCUCUUGCCAGAUGACAAGGUGACCACGCUGCACCACUCCGUGUACGUGAGGGAAGGCUGUGCCUCGGGCUAUGUGGUCACCUUGAAGUGCUCGGCCUGUGGCCUGAGAACUGGCUACAGCCCCCGCAUUGUGGGUGGAAACAUGUCCUCGCUCGCCCAGUGGCCCUGGCAAGUCAGUCUCCAGUUCCAGGGGUACCACCUAUGCGGGGGUUCUGUCAUCACCCCUCUGUGGAUCGUCACGGCUGCGCACUGUGUCUAUGACCUGUACCACCCCAAGUCCUGGACUGUCCAGGUGGGUCUUGUGUCCCUGAUGGACAGUCCUGUGCCCUCCCAUCUGGUGGAGAAAAUCAUCUACCACAGCAAGUACAAGCCAAAGCGGCUGGGCAAUGACAUCGCCCUCAUGAAGCUGGCCGAGCCGCUCACCUUUGACGAGACUAUCCAGCCUAUCUGUCUGCCCAACUCUGAAGAGAACUUUCCUGACGGGAAACUGUGCUGGACAUCGGGAUGGGGGGCCACGGAGGACGGAGGUGAUGCCUCCCCUGUCCUGAACCACGCGGCUGUCCCUUUGAUUUCAAACAAGAUCUGCAACCACAGGGAUGUAUACGGCGGCAUCAUCUCCCCGUCCAUGCUCUGUGCAGGCUAUCUGAAGGGCGGUGUGGACAGUUGUCAGGGCGACAGUGGGGGGCCCCUGGUGUGCCAGGAGAGGAGACUGUGGAAGCUGGUGGGUGCAACAAGCUUUGGCAUCGGCUGUGCCGAGGUGAACAAGCCUGGAGUCUACACCCGCAUCACCUCCUUCCUAGACUGGAUUCAUGAACAGUUGGAGAGAGACCUGAAGACUUGA